Molecule: messenger RNA, 1377 nt
Organism: Cornus florida
Lineage: Eukaryota; Viridiplantae; Streptophyta; Magnoliopsida; Cornales; Cornaceae
Exons: 4
Coding region: 1-1377 (458 amino acids)
Source: RefSeq, a predicted model, not a curated record
AUGUGUGGCUUAGAGUGGUGGAUUUUCAGGGUUUGGUGUGGACUUGGUGGGGAGGAGGUCAUGGUGGUGGGUACUUCGAGUUUUAUCCUUGUAGGAAAGCUUCGUAUUCUGAAGGAUAAAAUUAAAAUAUGGAAUAAGGAGGUCGGGAAUCUGGAGUGGAGGAAAAAUAAAGCCCUCGUUGAUAUUGCAGAGUUUGAUAGAUUGGAUGCAGUGGGAGGCUUUGAGGAGUCUCAACGGUCUAGGAGAAUAGCUUGUCAGGCUGAAUGUGCUGAGAUUGCGGUGAUGGAGCAGAUCUCAUGGCGGCAGAAAUCUCGGGCUUUGUGGCUUAAAGAAGGUGACCAGGUUUUAUACCGAGCCUCUUCAUUGAAGGCCAAGACUUAUGGUCUUCAUUUUGACUCUAUUUCAGUGGAGGAUAGGGAUAGGUUGGAGAGGGCUUUUACGGAGGAAGAGGUCCUGACGGCUUUGAAGAGUUGUAAUGGUGAUAAAGCUCCAAGCCUGGAUGGUUUCACUAUGAGUUUCCUCUUGGAAAGCUGGGAGGUGGUCAGACAGGAGAUUAUGGGUACUUUUCAUGAGUUUCAUUCCACUGGGAAGUUCGAAAAGUCGCCGAAUGCUUCUUUUAUUGCUUUGAUUCCUAAGAAGGGGGGAGCUUCUGAUAUUAAGGACUUUCGGCCUAUCAGUUUGAUUAGGUGUUUGUAUAAGCUCAUCGCCAAAGUCUUAGCCUCAAGAUUGAGGGGGGUUUUGGAUGGAGUCAUUUCAGAGUCUCUAAAUGCGUUUAUUAGGGGCAGACAGAUUCUGGAUUCCGCUCUUAUUGCCAGUGAAUGUGUGGAUUUUAGGCUUCGUAGCGGCUUUCCCGGAGUUUUGUAUAAGCUGGACAUCGAGAAAGCCUAUAAUCAUGUUUGCUGGAAUUUCUUGUUUUAUUUGCUUGAGAGGAUGGGUUUCAGUGAGAGAUGGAGGAAAUGGAUUGUUACUUGCAUUUCGUCUGUCAGAUUCUCGAUACUGGUUCAUGGAUCCCCUUCGAGGCUGAUGAGGAGGGCUUUUACCUUAGGGCUUUUUCGGGGCUUCAAGAUUGGUCCUGAGGUUGUUUCUGGUUUGAGAAUUAACAUGGGCAAGAAUGUGCUUGUCCCUAUGGGGGAGGUUCAGGAGGUGGAUUCCCUGGCAGCUGUUCUUGGAUGUAGGACCGGUUCCUUCCCUAUUUCUUAUCUGGGUUUGCUCUUGGGGGUCUCCUCAAGAAGGGUGGGUUGUUGGGACCCAGUUAUUGAGCGCUUCGAGAGAAGGUUGGCUGGAUGGAAAAAACAAUGUCUUUUGAAUGGAGGAAAAGUUACGCUGGUGAAGAGUGUCCUGUCCAGCCUCCCAACAUAUUUCCUUUCUCUGUUCUAG